UGGUAAUUCUAACUCUGAAGAAUAACAAUUCUAUAAACCCUGUUGGAACAAAUCUGGACAAAAUCCAAACUUCCGUGUUGAUUAAUUAAGUAUCGGGGUCUUUCGUCACCAAAAAGAGGUACUUGUAUUUAGGCAGCACAAGGAGCUAGAUCAUAGAUGUUCCGGAGUUUGUGGAUGGCGAGGCCUGUUCUUUUUCUCUUACUUUCGAUUCUUGGACUUGCCGAAGCCUGGUCUGGAACUAAUCAGCAGCUGUGUUCCAGAACGAGGGUGAAAUGUGUGUGGGUGUGGGGCUGCAGAUACCGCACGUGGAGCGGAUGUUGUGCUUGGGGAUACAUUAAUGUGGAGGUCAGAGAAACAGAAUAUUUCUGUUGUUCCAAAUGGAAACACAACGGAAACCAAGUGUGCAAUAUACCCAUCUGUCCUUAUGACUGUGGAGGGAGUGCGAGAGGAGACUGUAUCAGCCCGGGGAUAUGUCAGUGCAAGGCAGGAUUCACGGGAACCUACUGCUCUCAGAUUGCUGCCUGCUCACACCUGCGACCCUGCUAUCCUGGUUACUGUACCACCGGAAGUAACGCAUGUCAAUGCCUCAACAAUUUUAGCCCACAAUCCACCGAAACCGAAAACUGUCUCAUUUAUCCGACAGAUGAAGCGUAUAAGCCGACCAUUGAACAGAGUACAAUGGAACUAGAAUAUUAUCAUCAGGUUAAACAGAUGGUCAUAUAUAACAUGACUAUUGAUUCAGCAAUGAGUCCAAACAACGUGGAGACGUUUUGGACGAAUCGCAGGGAUGCCAACAGAAUACACUUCACUUUUCAGUCCAUAUUUAGUUCUGAUACGCUGUUUCUGCCGGACAAACCGAGUUACAUUGAUCAGUAUGAUCUAGGAAUUUCGGAGGCGGAUAUAAAAGCUCGUCUUACAAAUCUUGUAGGUACAGAGAAAUACCAAAAAACUUUACCCUGUCCUGGAGUUGGCAGGGACUACCCUAUACACGACAGACUCUACCGAUGCAAUGCCAGCAUUAAUGAUUUCAACACUCGAUUCGACUCCGGAGAUACAUACAAUGUUGUAUUCAGAGCAAAAAAUGGUGGUUUCCGAAUUAUCAACCAUGGCGGAUCCAAACAGUACUAUGAAGGUCGGGAAAACACAAAGGAAGUUAAUAUAAAAUUUGACACAGAGACACCUGUACAUUGUUCUGAGUCUGGGAAUUGUCCUAGUCCUGAUGCCAAAAUGUUGCAUAUAGCCAAAGAUGUGACAAAGACGGUUAUUCAGCUCAGCUGGAAGGGAUGGCGGGAUGAACUCUCUAAAGUUGCACGAUACGCCCUAGAGGUUUUCAAGUUGGAACCAGACGGGUUAGGGAACCUCAAAGAGCCGUACACUGACUUAGUUCCAAAUCCUGUCCCCCUCAGUAUAACAGAAUUUAAUGAAACAACAGAGGGCGGAGAACACACGUUUAUUUUCAGACCAUCACAGCCUGGUGUCUAUUCCUGGAUUUUGGAGGCGAAUGACCGAGCGAACAACUCUGCCUAUGCGCGGCGGUUCGUUAUUUAUGACCCUGUCUCCAUCGUUACAUCAGAUCCUACUCAUUUAAUGCAUGCUACGUCUGGCAACCCAGGAGUAUACUACGAGUGGCAAAUUGAAAACCCCCAAACCGUCAAUGUCACCUGGAAAAACUACUUUGCCAAUGUUCAACAUGAAAACGGGAAAUAUUUAAAUCGUAUUAAACUUUUCCCACCUUCUCUGAGCGAUGGAGGUGAUCGUGAUGGCUACAAGAGAAUACUCGAUUCACGUGAUGACACUGAAGGGACGAGAACCAGAGACGCCAUACCGAAUGAACGGGGAAUUAUAAAAUAUGACUUCGCUCACUUAUUCGGCAAGGAACAACAUAAUGCUCCCUCAUACCAAAAUAAAAAUCUUGUUGAAACGUCUAUCAGUAUAUCUUUAGACCGACAACUAUCCGAUGGACAGUCCUUGACUGUUUGGGUGAAAGCAUAUGAUAUACUUGAAAACACUAGAGUGGAACGAAUGGUCCUACAUUACGACUCUUCCCCUCCGUCCGUAAGCAGUCUUAGGUUGCAGAAAAAUGUGGGUGUGGAUAAUAUGGAUUUUUCCAGCAGAAUUCAGAUCCUUGGUGCUACAGAUCCCCACAGUGGUGUUAAGAAAAUCAAAUAUCGAUUCAUUGCCCGGAGCACUGGAGAGCUCAUAAAUAACGGGGAGUACGAAUAUGAAAAUCCUCAACGAGAUACAAACUAUUGUAACAUCAAUCCAUGUGAUCACAAUCUUCCCAAUGGAGACUCGCUCGGUAAAACCAUAACGUUUAACAUUAACAAUUGCCAUGCAAUGAACGUCAGUGAUGUUUCAACAGAAAUAGUAGAUAUACAAAUGGACAUAUACAAUUCAGCAGGUCUAUCCAUAAGUAAAAGCAUUCAGAUUACGGAUCUUACUGACCUUCGAGGGGUCCACUCUUAUUUCGGGCCUAUGAAUGUAACACUCGCAGACGUGAUAUCCCUGUCAAGUGUGAAGAUAAUGUGGGUACAAGCCCCAAGUUGCUACAACAUUCAGGGGAUCAACUUUACCUACUCAAAAGCAGGUGGUAAAGAUGAAAAGGCAUUCUGGGUUCAUAAAAAUAGUCCUUGGUUCACAAUGGCUCGGUUGGAAGCAGGAGUUGAGUAUGUUGUCAGGUUAUAUACCCUGUACGGUGUUAAUGAGAGGAAUCCCGUCCGUAGUGAAGCCUCCAUCUUUAAUUUCACAAUACCACUACCACUUCGAAAACCUGAAUCCCAGAGUGGUGCUGCGGCUGUUGCCGGGGGAGUUGUUGGUGCGCUUGUUGUAAUCAUCCUAUUGGUAGUGCUUCUGAUAUUCCUGGUGAAAACCAGAAGAAUGGAAAACCCAAUCACCAGAAUUCGUUCUAUGUCCAAAAGGCCACCCAGUUACAUCCAGAACAAGUUUGAUUUCCCAGGAAAUAUAAGGAGCACUGGUUCAAAAUCUUAUAAUAAUCGAGCCUAUUCCCAAACUUUUGAUGAUGACGUAUAUUACGCUGAAAACGAGACUCCCCUGAGAUACCAGAUCGUUCGAUCCCGGAUAACGUUUGAAGAGGAGAUCACCCGAGGAAAGUUCGCCAUCAUCUACAAGGCUAAAUACUUAAAAGACAACAACUCAACUACUGUGGUAGCCAAAACUAUGAAAGAAAAUCCAUCCCAAACUGAUAUCGAAAUGAUGCACGCAAAAGUGAAUUUUUAUGCUAUGAAGGUAGGCGAGCAUCCAAACAUCCUGAAAUUCAUUGGAGUGGUGGAUGACAAUGUCCUCGGGCGAUUCAUGGUCCUGGAAUAUUGUGAAAAUGGCCCGCUGAAGGAAUAUUUGAAGAGCAAACGACACAAAGUUAACGAUGAGAUGCACGAAAAACUUUACAGAUUUGCGUGCGGAAUCUGCAAAGGAAUGAACUAUUUAGCUUCACACGGGGUUGUACACAGACGUCUCGCUGCAAGAAAUGUCUUGCUGACAUUCCUUCUGGAGACCAAAAUAACAGGCUUUGGACCCGAACCUCGAGAAAAUGACGGCGAUGCCCAGGCUGAACGGAUUCCCAUUAAAUGGAUGGCUCCAGAAUGCAUCAAAACAACGAAGUACGCGACGGAGAAGAGCGAUGUCUGGUCCUAUGGAGUUGUGCUUUGGGAAAUUUUCUCUAUGGGCGAUGCGCCAUACGAAGGUGUGAAGAGUUCGGAAUUGGAUUCAAGGUUGAAGCGUGGGGAACGCCUGAAGAAACCAGAGCACAGCGAUGACGUAUUCUACAAAAUCAUGAAAAGAUGUUGGUCAUAUGAGAGCGACAAACGUCCAAACUUUGAGGAAAUCCUAGACGAACUUCAAACGCUGUUCACAGGAAACAUAGAAGGAGAGGAUUAUUACUAUACACAGGGGGGACUGUACGACAAUCGAAGAUAAAUACAGCUCUAUCCAAUUCUACUCUACAAAACACAUCUUAAAAUCAUCGUUGAUUGUUACAUGUAUGCCUCUUUUAAAUCAGAAAGAGAGAGAGAGAAAGAGAGUUCAAUUCACCGUGAUUUCAUUUCUUGUUUCAUGAUGUUAUGAUUCAUAUUUUCACGUUAUCUUAUUAUUAAUGAAAAGAAAUGCUUUUUGUACAGGGUUAGUUGGAAUAUAUUAGAAUGACCUUGUCAGUUGGACUAUAUUAGAAUGACCUUGUCAGUUGGACUAUAUUAGAAUGACCCUGUCGUCCGUACAUAAUUUGUUCAGAGUAUAUCUUUACACCGAUAAACAUAUUGAUUAAACUUUGUGUAUAUCUUAUACAUGUAUGAACAAUGAAGUUGUGCAACAGUUAUUUAACAUUCAAGGACGUUAUGGAUAUCCUUGUCCAUUUUGAAGGAGUUAUGUUACAUGUCAUUAUCCAGAGAAUAUUCUCAUUUAAUCUUCCAUGAGCACAAAUUGUAUUCACUAUUUCCCACCACGCAAUGUUCCCUGUGGGGUCAUUAGUGUCUUUAGGACAGUUCUAGUUGUAAAUAGCUUAUAUAUUAUAACACAUAUAUGAAUGAUAAUUGAAUAGACUUUAAAGGUACAUGUAUAUGUAACCAAAUUUUGUCAGUAUGAUAAACUAUGAAAAAUAAUACGAUUUGACAAUUUCGACAAGUUAUAUACGGGUAUCAAAGGAGUGCUGGUCUACUGAAUGUAAAGAAAAAACGAUAAUUUUAUGGUGGAAUGAUGCUUAUGGUGGAUGUGCGCAAGUGUGUGAGAGAAAUAUUAUUAGUAGCGCUAUGUGAUAUGAGAAUUUCAUUUACAGUAUGUGGCCGUACUUAAUGGUGAUUUCAUGUUAAACUUGACCUUAACUCCUCCUCUAUUGCUCAAAGUGGUUCUCUCUACUCUGUUUCCGUCUGUCUUUUAUCUCUGUGUCCCUCCAACAGCCUGCAGGCCGUCCACGCUUCCACGUCGCCAUAUAAUAGCUGACUUUCGAAAUUCCAUGUGCAAGUCAAAUGAUCAUAAAUAUUUCGAAAUGGGGCGAACACUAUCCGCCUCAGAGAAUACAUAAUUAAAUAGAAAAUUAGUUUGAUUACUUUUUAAUCUGAUUUAAAUUGCAUAAUUUGCAGAAAGUGUAUAACUUGAUAUAAAACACAUGUUUUAUUCCUAGGACAAUAUCCAAAGAACACGGCAUAUAUAACUUUAAGCUGCGUUUUAUAUGAAGACAUAUAAGUUAUACACUUUAUGCAAAUUAUGCAAUCUAACUCGGUCACAUUGAAAGGUAAUCAAACUAGUUUCCUAUUUAGUAAACGCCCCUUUUCGAAAUAUUCAUGAUCACGUUACGUUGUUCGCGGAAUUUUAAAGAUCAACUAUCAUACGACAACGUGGAAGCGUGGACGGCCUGAAGGCUGUUGGCGGGACACAGAGAUAAAAGACAGUCAGACGGAAACAGGAUAGGGAGAACCAUUUUGAGCAAUGGAGGGGGAUUUAGAUUUCAAGUUUAACAUGAAAUCAAUAUUCAGUAUAACUACAUACUGUAAACGAAAUUCUCAUCUCGCAUGGAAUUCCCAAUACAAAUUUUCUCGCGCGCUUGCGCACAUCCACUAUAAACGUCAUUCCUUCAUAAAUAUGCAUUAGAAAUCAUCGUUUUCUCCUUAUAUUCAGUAGACCAAUACUCCUUUAAUACCCGUAUAUAACUUGACGAAACUGUCAAAUCGUAGUAGUUGAUUAAUUUUGUGUUCCUUUCUUUAGGGAUAUUAAUUUUUGUAUAUUUGUCAAUCUGUGUCACACUUUGGUUUUUGGAUGUCAUCUCCAACACGCUUUAACUUUAGCAAUGUUACAGUACAGGAGAAGUCUUUAGUAUGACCCCUAGCGUUAACAUGUAGGUCAAAAGGUUGCAUAUUGUGACAAAUUUGCAGAUGAUAUCUAUAGAUUUAAUAAUGAAACGAGGUAAAUAAGAACGAACUGUGUCACAGAGAGGUGAAAGAUCCUCGGCCGGUACAAGGGAAUGAACAAUUGUUUUAGGGUGGUUCUUAAAUCCUACCCUUCUAAAACAGAAACCAAUUAAAUCAAAGGAAUCUGCUUGUUUAUAUUUAUUGUAUACCUUUAACCUUGCCCUUCUAAAAACAGAAACAAAAUAAAUUAACUGAAUCUUGUUGUUCUCAUCUAUUGGUUAACCCUACUCUGCUAAAAACACAAACAAAAUAAAUUAACUGAAUCUUGUUGUUCACAUCUGUUGGUUAACCCUUCUGUGCUAAAAACAGAAACCAAAUAAAUUAACUGAAUCUCCUUGUUCAUAUUUCUUGUAUACAUGUCUAGAUAGAUUGUAACUGUAGUCGGUUUGAAUAAGAUCCAUGUUUUGCAUUGUUCUUUGAUAACAUGUAACCAUACCUGCUAGGAUGUUCUUUGUGUACUGCUGUCCUUCAAUACAUGUACACGUAGUACGUACAAUAAAAAACCCUCAAAUAAUUGUUGUUGUACUUUCUGUCCGUCCGUGAUAAAAACGAGACUUUUAGGUCCACGUCAAUAUCGGAUUUGUACAUUUAUUAUCAGUAUCAAUGCUACUUUGAAAAGAAACCAUCCGAUUUUGAUUAGGCCUUAGGCAAUUUCCGAGAUGUCAUAGAGGUACGUUCAGUGGUCUGUUGAGCGCUUGGGUGGGUACAAGAUGUAUACAUAUACUAUAGACUAGCUAAAUUAAUACAGAUAAAAGUAAUUUUGUUUAUAGCAGCCGUUGGUAUACAUUAAACUGACCAUAUCAAGAAUAAUAUUUAAUUGAAUUAGGUCAUUAAAUGAAAUAUGAAAUUAUUUUUUAUUUCCUCUUCUGCUUUUUGUUUGAGCUAUUUUAUUAUUAAAUACUAAUAAACUUACUAAUAUUGUAUGUCCCUGUAGUUUGGGUGGUUGCAUGAUGUCUGAUAAUCGGCCUUUAAAAGGCAAUAUAUCAAGGCAGCGAUAAGCAGUUGUACCCACCGCGUGUGGACGAUAAUAUGUUUUGCGUCUCACUGUGCGUAAGAGUUCCACAAAGGGAAAGAAUUAAUGAGCAACUCGGAAAUUACGUAACUGUAAAAUUUAAAUGACUUCGCUUUGCAUUGAAAGACUUUCCCUUUAUGUAAGCUAAAUGUUUCAAUUUUUGGCCAGGUUGCGCAACGUGCAUCGGGCUUUAUAUUUUGGUGAAGAGCGGGUAGGCAUCAUAGGGUACCUAUAUAGAGUAAUCAACUCCUCUCACACUUCUAACUUAUCAUUCCUCAAACUCUGUAUAGUUGUUAUGGACACAUUGAAGAUGUGAAAGUGUCUUUUUGAAAGUGUUCACACAUUUUUCAAAUAAUUUACAUGUAGAUGAACUUUGUCAUUUUUAAGCAUUUCAUGAAUAAACGGUACCUAUUUUGUGUAAUCAUCUCCUCUCAUGAUCUUACUUGAUAUUCCUCAAACUUUGUACAGAUGUUAUGUACACAUUGAAGAUGUGCAUUUGUCUUUUUGAAAGUGAUCAGACAUUUUCUGAAAAAUUUACAUGUAGUUGAACUUUGUCAUUUUUUCAAGCAUGGUACGUAGACCCGCUUUGUGAAACCACCUCCUCUCGCAGAUUUUACUUGAUAUUUUUCUGACUUGUACAUUAUAGUUGUUUCCUAAAGAUCUCUGUACUGCUGUCUCCAUGAUAGAUAACAUACACAACAGCAACCUGGCCAUUUCUGUUCUUAAUCGAUUUUCUAUACUUUAGUUAAAGCUAUUAAUUUUAUGAUUUGUAACUAAAUGUUUAAAUAUAUAAUAAAUUAAAAUAGCAAAAUUA
Ostrea edulis (European flat oyster) is the source of this 7738-nucleotide messenger RNA. RefSeq lists its product as uncharacterized. Gene Ontology annotation, biological process: multicellular organism development; cell surface receptor protein tyrosine kinase signaling pathway; positive regulation of kinase activity. Bases 157 to 3933 code for a protein of 1258 amino acids. The transcript is spliced from 23 exons. Gene Ontology annotation, cellular component: signaling receptor complex. NCBI's taxonomy places the organism in Eukaryota, Metazoa, Mollusca, Bivalvia, Ostreida, Ostreidae. Gene Ontology annotation, molecular function: transmembrane receptor protein tyrosine kinase activity; protein binding; ATP binding. The record is from RefSeq and is a predicted model, not a curated record.